Messenger RNA from Aspergillus bombycis, 1293 nucleotides. Its product is annotated as phosphatidate cytidylyltransferase. The record is from RefSeq and is a predicted model, not a curated record. Gene Ontology annotation, biological process: cardiolipin biosynthetic process; CDP-diacylglycerol biosynthetic process. Bases 1 to 1293 code for a protein of 430 amino acids. Lineage: Eukaryota; Fungi; Ascomycota; Eurotiomycetes; Eurotiales; Aspergillaceae. The transcript has a single exon. Gene Ontology annotation, molecular function: phosphatidate cytidylyltransferase activity. Gene Ontology annotation, cellular component: mitochondrion.
AUGGUUAUCUUUGUUCGCCCUCGAUUUUUCAGCGGAGGCAUCUCGGGAAGGUGUUGUAUCGAAGCCCCUUUCCACUUCCUGAGCGAUCGGGCUCGUCCUUUCACCACAGGGCUUCAUCAUGCUAUGCGAGAGAAAGCGUCCGGGCCCGAACCUACAUCAUGUGAUGAAUUGUUUGCGAAUGAGCUGAAAGCUAUUGUCGCCAAGUUUGAGGCACCAAUGGCAUAUGCCUUUGCGUACGGUUCAGGCGUAUUUCCGCAGAGCGCCAAGUCGUCCUGUCCGGGUCCCAUUAUCCAUGUGGACCCUCCCAAUGCAAUCAAGCAGAUGCAGGGAGGAAACGAGACAAUGAUAGACUUUAUUUUCGGAGUCUCGUCCUCAGAACAGUGGCAUGAGCUCAAUUUGCAGCAGUACAGAGAUCAUUACGGGGGACUAGGCAACCUAGGGAAGUUUGCAGUAGCACAGUGUCAAGACGCGUUUGGGGCCGGGGUAUACUUUCAUCCUUUCGUUACAGUGAAUGGAACUCUUAUCAAGUACGGUGUUACCAAUAUGGAUACUAUCUGCCGAGACCUAUUGACCUGGGACACCCUCUAUAUUGCUGGGCGGCUGCAGAAGCCUACAAGAACUAUCUGGAAUAACUCACGCGUGCAAGAGGCUAACCAAGCCAAUCUAUUGUCUGCAAUUAAUGUUGCACUUUUACUGCUUCCAGAGACAUUCACCGAGCAAGAGCUUUAUACAACGAUAGCAGGUAUAUCAUACCUGGGCGACCCGCGGAUGUCAGUAGGAGGUGACAAUCCACAGAAGGUUCAGAACAUGAUAGAGCACCAGUUGGAUGACUUUCGGAAGCUUUAUAAUCCUUUGCUGAAGGCAAUGAGCAAUAUAUCGACUAUCAGCUACCAAUCGGCUAUCAUAAAUCUUGCUAGGAGCAGUAAGCUUCAGCAAAAUUUGGAUCCCACCGUUCGUGGACGUUUGGUCCGGAAUCUCCCCAGCGCUUUUCGUGCAAAGGUCUAUUCACAGUCUGAGAGAAGACUGGGGACUUCACUAGGAAUCAACCACCCUAUUCCACACGAAGCUGACAAUGAGGGCAACAAGGAAUCAGGACAGGGACUUCCUGGCUCCUUCGACGUACAACUAGCCCAGGAUAACGACCUUCGACAGGAGAUUAAACGCGCAAUUCAGAAGACAGUAAGGUGGCCGAGCUUCACCCAAAGCAUAAAAAGCGCCAUUACCGCAGGCUUCAAUAGGAGUUGGAGAUAUGCUAUCGAGAAAAGACAGAAGGCGGCCUCCGGAAGACGUUAG